This is a messenger RNA of Populus trichocarpa (black cottonwood), 477 nucleotides long. RefSeq lists its product as uncharacterized. The record is from RefSeq and is a predicted model, not a curated record. The transcript is spliced from 4 exons. Gene Ontology annotation, cellular component: nucleus. Gene Ontology annotation, biological process: ubiquitin-dependent protein catabolic process; protein ubiquitination. Gene Ontology annotation, molecular function: ubiquitin protein ligase activity. The coding region runs from base 1 to 477 and encodes 158 amino acids. Lineage: Eukaryota; Viridiplantae; Streptophyta; Magnoliopsida; Malpighiales; Salicaceae.
AUGAGAGAGACAAGGACCCGUGAAGUCUGGACUAACGUCUCUCAUUGCCGAAUCGUCGGCGCCUCUUCUUUCCUGUACAGAGAGCGGAGCGGAGCGGAGCGGAGCGGAGCGGAGCGGAUCCCCUUCCUCUGCUUCACCGCAUCCCGCGUGACCACGCCAUCAAUUUGCUUCCUCUCUCUUGGGUCACUGAAUCCGUUUAUAGUUUUGGGCUCGGAGAUAUCUGUACUGACAAGUAAUGUUUUUGGUCUUUAUGGCUGGGUUCUAACUGCAGCAGUUGUAAUUCACAAGAGCUGCUUAAAGGAAAUGUGGGAUCAUUAUCAAUAUGCUUGCCCUCUUUGCUCGAAGUCAGUCUGUGAUGUGUCUGAGGUUUGGAUCCUUUGCAAUGAUUGUGGAAAGACCUCAGAAGUGCAGUUCCAUGUAGUGGCUCAGAAAUGCCUGAACUGCAAGUCCUAUAAUACUCGUCAAACCAGAGGCUGA